GUGACGCGGCCGGCGCGGCGGGGCGGUGGGGCCGGCGGGAGGAGCCACAUCGCAGCCGUUCGGUGGGGACCGGAGCUCCGCCGGUGCCGCUCCCAACAUGGCGGCGGCGGCGGCGCUACCCCGGCUCUCCCUGCCGCUCCCGCGAGAAGGGGGGGGCUACUCGGAGUCCCCAGACCUGGAGUUUGAAUAUGCAGAUACAGACAAAUGGGCAGCAGAGCUCUCUGAGCUCUACAGCUACACAGAGGGCCCAGAGUUCCUGCUCAACCGCAAGUGCUUCGAGGAGGACUUCAGGAUCCACAUGCGGGACAAGAAGUGGACGGAGCUGGACAGGAACCAGCACCGCACGCACGCCAUGCGCCUGCUCGAUGGGCUGGAGGUCACUGCCAGGGAGAAGAGGCUGAGGGUUGCUCGAGCCAUCCUUUAUGUUGCCCAAGGCACGUUUGGAGAGUGUGGCUCUGAGGCCGAGGUGCAGGCUUGGAUGAGGUACAACAUCUUCCUCUUGCUGGAGGUGGGGACCUUCAAUGCUUUGGUGGAGCUGCUGAACAUGGAGAUAGACAACAGUGCAGCUUGCAGCAGCGCCGUGAGGAAACCAGCCAUCUCCCUGGCUGACAGCACAGACCUGAGGGUGCUGCUGAACAUCAUGUACCUGAUCGUGGAGACUGUUCGGCAGGAGGCUGAGGGGGACAAGCCUGAGUGGAAGAGCAUGAGACAGACCUUCCGAGCAGAGCUGGGAGCCCCCCUGUACAACAACGAGCCCUUCUCUGUCAUGCUCUUUGGGAUGGUGACCAAGUUCUGCAGCGGCCAUGCUCCUCACUUCCCUAUGAAGAAGGUGCUGCUCCUGCUCUGGAAGACUGUGCUGUGCACCCUGGGGGGCUUUGAGGAGCUGCAGAGCAUGAAAGCAGAGAAGAGGGAGCUGCUGGGGCUGCCGCCGCUGCCGGAGGACAGCAUCAAGGUGAUCCGGAACAUGAGAGCUGCCUCCCCUCCUGCCUCCGCCUCCGACCUCAUUGAGCAGCAGCAGAAGCGGGGCCGGCGCGAGCACAAGGCCCUGAUCAAGCAGGAUAACCUCGAUGCCUUCAAUGAGCGGGAUCCGUACAAAGCUGAUGACUCCCGUGAGGAAGAGGAGGAAAACGAUGAUGACAACAGCCUGGAGGGAGAGACCUUCCCCCUCGAACGGGAUGAAGUGAUGCCUCCCCCCACCCAGCACCCCCCCAGCGACCGCAUCACCUGCCCCAAGGGGCUGCCCUGGGCCCCCAAGGUCCGAGAGAAGGACAUCGAGAUGUUCCUGGAGUCCAGCCGCAGCAAGUUCAUCGGCUACACGCUUGGCAGUGACACCAACACCGUGGUGGGAUUGCCAAGGCCCAUCCAUGAGAGCAUCCGAACCCUGAAGCUGCACAAGUACACGUCCAUUGCAGAGGUCCAAGUGCACAUGGAAGAUGAGUUCCUGCGCUCCCCGCUCUCUGGAGGUGAAGAAGAAGUGGAGCAAGUCCCUGCAGAGAUCCUGUACCAGGGCCUGCUGCCAAGCCUGCCCCAGUACAUGAUUGCUCUGCUGAAGAUCCUCCUCGCUGCAGCCCCCACUUCCAAAGCCAAGACAGACUCCAUCAACAUCCUGGCAGAUGUCUUGCCAGAGGAGAUGCCGACCACGGUGCUGCAGAGCAUGAAGUUAGGGGUGGAUGUGAAUCGGCACAAGGAGAUCAUUGUCAAAGCCAUUUCUGCUGUGCUGCUCCUCCUGCUCAAGCACUUCAAGCUGAACCACAUCUACCAGUUUGAGUACAUGGCCCAGCACCUCGUCUUUGCCAACUGCAUCCCGCUCAUCCUGAAGUUCUUCAACCAGAACAUCAUGUCCUACAUCACUGCCAAAAACAGCAUUUCUGUCCUGGACUACCCAUACUGUGUGGUGCACGAGCUGCCUGAGCUGACAGCAGAGAGCCUGGAAGCUGGAGACAACAACCAGUUCUGCUGGAGGAACCUCUUCUCCUGCAUCAACCUCCUGCGCAUCCUGAACAAGCUCACCAAGUGGAAGCACUCCCGCACCAUGAUGCUGGUGGUGUUCAAGUCAGCCCCUAUCCUGAAGCGGGCGCUGAAGGUGAAGCAGGCCAUGAUGCAGCUCUAUGUGCUGAAGCUUCUCAAGGUCCAGACCAAGUACCUGGGCCGGCAGUGGAGGAAGAGCAACAUGAAGACCAUGUCAGCCAUCUACCAGAAGGUGCGGCACCGUCUCAACGACGACUGGGCUUACGGCAAUGACCUGGAUGCUCGUCCCUGGGAUUUCCAGGCAGAGGAAUGUGCCCUUCGUGCCAGCAUCGAGCGCUUCAACUCGCGCCGCUACGACCGGGCCCACAGCAACCCUGAUUUCCUGCCUGUGGACAACUGCCUGCAGAGCGUGCUGGGCCAGCGCGUGGACCUGCCCGAGGACUUCCAGGUCAACUACGACCUGUGGCUGGAGAGGGAGGUCUUCUCCCGCCCCAUCUCCUGGGAGGAGCUGCUGCAGUGAUGGACACCGGCCAGGCCGGAGGGGGUUGCUUUGGGGAGAGCUCAAGGCUGCUGCUGAGGGGCAGGAGGAUUGAAGCUUUGGAGAGGGGGUCUGUGGGUGCCUGGACCCCCCCCCCCCCCAGUGGUGGGCUUGGGAAGAGGCUGGAGCUGUGGAGUCCUCACCAAGACACCAUCCCGCCCCUCUGCCUCCUUCCAUGCUAUGCCAGGCUCAACCCUGAGCCGAGCGUGAAGGUUUGGUGGAGGUAGUUCCCUAUGGGGUGUUGGGGGGGGGACGACACCUGUGUGCACCCCAAGAGGCAGCACCACCAGCACCCUCCUCCUGCCCCCCACCAGCCGGGGUCAAGAAGGGGGAGCAGGCAGCGGGGUGAGGGUCCCUUCGGUGCUGCUGGGGGGCCGCGGGGAGCAGAGGCUGGUGUGGCAGGAGAACGGGGGGGCCCUGCCGGGCUUCGGGGUGCAGGGAGGCGGUGGAGACUGCAGUGUCCCCUCGCCCCGCUGGGGGGCGCGGGUGAGCUGUACGCAUACAUCUGGUCCUGAUGCUG
This is a messenger RNA of Pezoporus occidentalis (night parrot), 3026 nucleotides long. RefSeq names its product striatin interacting protein 1 (gene STRIP1). Gene Ontology annotation, cellular component: cytosol. The coding region runs from base 98 to 2488 and encodes 796 amino acids. Gene Ontology annotation, biological process: cytoskeleton organization. The record is from RefSeq and is a predicted model, not a curated record. Lineage: Eukaryota; Metazoa; Chordata; Aves; Psittaciformes; Psittacidae. The transcript is spliced from 21 exons.